CUCCACACCGACACCCGACCGCACCGCCGCCUUUUUAACUCUCUCCUCCAGCACCCGACCAAUCCUAAGUUCCUAACCAGCUGCUGAGCUACCGACCGAGAAAGAGAGGGGAGCGAGAGCAGCUACUGAGCUAGCGAGCAAUGGCGUCCAUCAUCGUGCAAGUGGUAGUGAUCCUGCUCGACCUCAUCGCCUUCGGCCUGGGCGUCGCCGCCGAGCAGCGCCGGAGCAAGGCCACGGUCACCCCCGACGCCGCCAAGGAGUACGACUACUGCGUCUACGACUCCGACAUUGCCACGGGCUUCGGCGUCGGCGCCCUGCUCCUGCUCGCCGCCGCGCAGGUCGUGCUCAUGACCGCCAGCCGCUGCUUCUGCUGCGGCCGCGGGCUCAAGCCCGGCGGGUCGCGCGCAUGCGCUCUCAUCCUCUUCCUCAUCACAUGGUUGACCUUCCUCAUCGCGGAGGCGUGCUUGCUGGCUGGAUCAGUUCGUAACGCGUACCACACCCGGUACAGGGGCAUCUUCUACGGCGAGUCUCUCUCCUGUGAGACGGUGCGCAAGGGUGUCUUUGCUGCCGGUGCGGCCUUCACCUUCUUCACAGCCAUCCUGGGCGAGUUCUACUACAUCAGCUACUCAAAGUCACGCGAUGCUGCUGGUGGCGCUCCGUACGGCGGAUCCAGCAUUGGCAUGGGCCCUUACAACUGAGGGAAUUGCUGAAGGCCGAUGCGGCCGCCAUGGAGUGCAGUGUUCUUGUUAACAUUACCUUAGUGGUUACGGUGUAAUUGGUUACUGGAUUCGCUGUUUCUUUAGGUUCUUGUAUGAGAUUACUCAGUUGGGCUGUAUACUGUUUGGAUUAUUGGAUUGGGUUCUGGACAUGGAAUACACGUAUCGUAGUACGUUAUAUGAUGUUCAUAUGUAUAUCUUUGUCAUGCUUA
Molecule: messenger RNA, 928 nt
Organism: Phragmites australis (common reed)
Lineage: Eukaryota; Viridiplantae; Streptophyta; Magnoliopsida; Poales; Poaceae
Exons: 2
Coding region: 141-698 (185 amino acids)
Source: RefSeq, a predicted model, not a curated record